AUGGUUGGGACCAAUGGAUUCCUUUGCUUUUAUAGUUUUAUAUGGUACUAGUAUCUUCACUUCCGCUACAACCUCUGAAAUGCAGAAUAGCUGCCGUUGGAUUUUCAAGAGGUUAAUCUAACCAUUUGGCAGUACCUCCUCUGCCCACCAGUGGGCCCCGGCCCAGUGGUUGAGAACAGCUGGUCUAAAGCACCCUUAUUGACAUCAGGAUUGUUUGGUUCCUCUCAUCUAAUCAUCUUUUAAUUUUGAGAUUUAUGGUUUGAUGAUUACAUCCAAGAGUCAGUAUUUAAACAUACAAUUUUAAGUUUUAAAAUCAAUCUUUAAUACCCCAGCAGGUAGCCUGACAAUACUUAGCUUGUUUUUGAAGAUGUAUCUGAAAUCCUGAAAGACUCUUUCAUUGCGCCAUUUUAAAAAUGCUAACUGUAUUACUGUUAAAGAUAAACAGUGAUUCUACAGUAAACUAGACUUUUAACCUGUUGUUCCAGAGUUCCUCUAACAAGCUAAUGGUCGUAACCGGAAGUAAAAUGUCCCCUGAGGGUGACUGGAUUAAACUUGAGCCUGAAGUGAACUGUGUGGAUGCAGAGGAUGCUCCAAUUUACAGCCUGCAGUCUGAAGCAGGUAACUUUGAAUGCAGUGUCUCUGGCUUGCGCUGGGUUAGUAAGGAUAAGGUCAGCUUGAAGUACCAGUUUGGUUCCUGGGAGGAGCACAUGGAGAGACUGGAGACCCUGCAUUACAUCCCUGGUGGUCCCCUACUGGACGUUAAAGUCAUUGCUGGAAAGUUAGAUGAAGCUCAUCUGCCACACUGGAUCUGCACAGAAGACGUCCCUAGAAUUUUACGCAAGAUGGCAGUCCUCCACAUAGACACCUGUGGAGACGUUGUGGAACAAGUGUCUGGGGUCACGCCAUCCCAUGUCAAGUUGUCCCAGCCAAUUUUCUCUCCAAGAGGGGUCCUGAUGAGAGUCGGCCUUCGAGUGAAAAUUAACUGUAAAGUGUUAAUAUACAAGACCAACAAAGCAUUCCUCACUCUGCAUGUCUAUCUGAUCCCUCGUGAUCCUGCUCUACAACAGACCAUAAAAAAGAAGGAAUCAUCCAGUGGAUCCAAAAUGAUCCAAAAGCCGCACCCGGAGAAGUACCUGCAAAUGCGCGAUCGUUUCAUCCUCACAGCCGAUUUGGACAGUGCAGAAAUUUACCCUGAGAAAUUGAAGCUCAUAUAUGAAGGCAGUGACCCAAACUUCUUUGAAGUGUUCAUUGAAAAUCCAGACAGUCAUUUCCAGCUCACAAUAAGACAUGGAUCUGAACCAGUGUGGACCUGUGCAAUUCGAAAAGAUGACUAUCAAAACACUGGUGAUAUUCAGGAGAAGUAUGAAGAGGCGCUUGCUAGAGUGAGGUCUAAACUUGUGGAGAAAAUGUCCAGAGAGCUGAUUAAUCAGCUGCUGGAUGACCUUUUAGAGGAUGGCGUCUUGAAUGAGGGGGAGAAAGACUCGGUACUUCAGGAGAACAACACCACUGCAAACAGGGCGCGCCACCUCAUCGACAUGGUGAAAAACAAAGGACGUGAAGCCAGCAGGAAGAUGUUUACUCACCUUCGAAGAAGAGACCCUUCACUCUCCGAUCAGCUGGGGCUGCUCUCUGGCCUGCCUGUGUAACCAGCAGUGUUCAAGGAGAGAAAUCCACACUCAUCCCUGCUGCUGAUGUAUUGUGGACAGAGAAAAUGAAGGCACUGUGUGUGACUUAGGCCCUGUCUACACAUAUAGGCUACAGAUAUUUUUAAAAACAAAUAUUUUCCCUUCCGUUUAAAAAAAAUAAAAAUAUCUGUCCACGUGACCUUCGUUUUGCAAAAUAUCUCCGUCCACACUUGAAUGCAAAAAAGACUUAAAACGCUUGCCGUAACAUUUACAUGUCACCACAAGUGAGAUCACAAGUUAAGGGUCAAGGAAUUUUGUUACCACCCUUCUCACUCCGUUUACUUCGGCUUCAUUACAGUCAGUUUGAUGACACUUAUUGUCCGUGGGUGGCUGGGAUUCCUGUAUCUACGUAGACUAAACACGUCCACGUAGAUACAAAGUAACCAGAGUUUUUAAAAAUCUGCACCUUAGAAUGUGUGAGCCAAAACUCUGUUUGCGUGUGGACGAGAGGCCAAAACGUAGAGGAAAAUAUCAGUUUUUAAAAAUAUCUGUGUACGUGUGGACAGGGCCUUAAAUGCACUGAAAGCCAUGAAUGUUUUUAUUGUUAAUAUGUUUAAUCAACUCUAAGCAAUUGAUCAAAGCUGAACUAGUCAAUAUUUUUGUAUUAACAAUGGGUAAAAUAAUGUGAAAGUUGUUGCUCGACAUACCCACAGUUUCCAGCUGCACACGCAGCUGUUUUCACUGAAAAAGCUUGAAUAAGCUCAGCAGAACUAGCUGGGGUACACAGUGCAGAUUUAGCUGCUUAAGAGCCUGAUAUUAAGAGAAGGUGAAGACAAAACAUAUAGGUCAAAAGAGAGUUUAUAAUGGAUUUAUUUGAUUUAUUUAACCAGGCAAGUAAUUAAGAACAAAUUGUUAUUUAUAAUGGCGGCCUGGCAAAAGGCAAAGCCUCUUGAGGGAAGGGGGUAGAGGCUAAAAAAUAAAUAUCAAAAGUUAAAAUGACAGAAGCACACAUCCAAACAUUUCCAUCCAAAUGUUCACUUCUAUGAAAAUUAAGCAUUGUUUUUUUUUUUUUCUGAGGGAAAUUAA
Molecule: messenger RNA, 2711 nt
Organism: Sebastes umbrosus (honeycomb rockfish)
Lineage: Eukaryota; Metazoa; Chordata; Actinopteri; Perciformes; Sebastidae
Product: NACHT, LRR and PYD domains-containing protein 1 homolog
Exons: 8
Coding region: 504-1646 (380 amino acids)
Biological process (GO): regulation of apoptotic process
Source: RefSeq, a predicted model, not a curated record